UAGUUUUAACGCUGAGAACUUAUUCUAAUUAUUAAACUAUUGUGAAUCUAAACGAUUAACACGAAAGCUCAUCCAAACUAUGGCUGCAGAACCAGAAUUGCUGCCAUUCAAGUGUGUGCUCGUAGGAGAUGGUGGCAUCGGCAAAACCAGCUUCAUAAAACGCCAUUUAACUGGUGAGUUUGAGAAAAAGUACCAAGCCACCCUUGGGGUAGAGGUCCAUCCCUUAGUUUUCUACACAAAUAAAGGCCAAAUUAUGUUUAAUGUUUGGGAUACCUCCGGCCAGGAGACAUUUGGAAGUCUCCGUGACAGUUACUAUGACCAGGCGCAGUGCGCAAUCAUUAUGUUCGAUGUCACCGCUCGAGUAACUUAUAAAAACGUUCCUAACUGGCACAAAGAUAUAGCCAGAGUAUGCGAAAAUGUCCCAAUUGUACUAUGUGGAAACAAAGUGGAUAUACAAGACAGAAAAGUUAAAACUCAGAACAUUUUGUACCACCGCAAACAUAAUCUUGAGUAUUAUGAUAUCUCGGCCAAGACCAAGUAUAACUUUGAAAAACCGUUUUUGUGGCUGGCCCAGCAACUACUUCAUGAUCCCAACCUCGUGUUUGUAACCAUGCCGGCUCCUGUCCCACCAGAGGAACGCAUGGACCCCUCGAUGAACCCACAAUGGCAGCAAGAACUUGGAAAUAUCCUGGACGAGGUCCUGGAACAAGCCGAAAACACCGCCUUGCCCGAAGAGGAUGAUGAGGACAUUUAAUUUUAUUAUUUACUUGUUUUUUUUUUUUUUCAUCUGUUCGAUAAUACCUAGAAGUUAGUGUUAGUGAUAGAUAAAUAGUUUAAUUCUUUGAGGAUAUUUAAUUUUAUUGUGUAAGCGUUUAUUUUAUUAUUCUGUGCGAUAAUACCUAGUAGUUAUUAAUAGAUAGAUAGUUUAUUAUUGAGCUUAUUUCAGUGGCGGACCUAGGACCUUUGGGGCCCGACGCAAAAAUUUUUUUUGGGGUCCUGUCAUGCUUUUUUUUAGGGAUUUUUCUUGUGGUGUUGGGCUGUAAAGUGAGUGCGCGGAAGUUAUUUAUAUUUUUGAAGUUUUUAACAACCAAAUAUAGAAAUAAAUUUAAUCAAAAAAACAAGUUUAUCAAGAACAUAUGAGACAGAAAACAAGUUAAACGAAAAAAAAAAUUAUAAAAAUUCAGGAACUUUUUAUCUAAACAAAAAGAAAUACAUCAUAGUAGUACCGCACUGCACUGAUACUGUCCGUA
This is a messenger RNA of Ceutorhynchus assimilis (cabbage seed weevil), 1250 nucleotides long. Lineage: Eukaryota; Metazoa; Arthropoda; Insecta; Coleoptera; Curculionidae. The record is from the annotation of a GenBank genome assembly.